CACGCCAUCUUUCCCUCGGUGGCCGCCUCUCCUAUUCCGGUACACGCGGUGCGAGGAGUCGUGGCCUGGGCGCACGGUUAUCGCGCGUCAACGGUGCUCGAACGCCAGGAAGCCGCAACGCGGAGCCCCCGGAGCCGGUGUUUAUGGUGGUGCUGCAGCCGUAACCGCGGGACGGAAACAUGGCGCGUUACGGGCAGAGACCCGAGAACGCCCUGAAGCGGGCGAACGAGUUCAUAGAGGUGGGCAAGCCGGCCCGAGCUUUGGACACGCUGCAGGAAGUCUUCCGCAAUAAAAAAUGGACGUACAACUGGUCGGAGUCCGUGCUGGAGCCCAUAAUGUUCAAGUACCUGGACCUCUGCGUGGAGCUGAAGAAGUCGCACAUAGCGAAGGAGGGCCUGUUCCAGUACCGAAACAUGUUCCAGUCCGUCAACGUCGGCAGUCUGGAGAAUGUCAUACGCGGCUACCUGAAGAUGGCCGAGGAGAAGACGAACGCGGCGCGCAAGCAGAGCCAGCAGGCGGUGAUCGACAUCGACGACCUCGACAACCUCGCCACGCCCGAGAGCAUCCUGCUGUCCGCGGUGAGCGGGGAGGACGCGCAGGACCGGAGCGACCGUACCAUUCUGACGCCCUGGGUCAAGUUCCUGUGGGAAUCGUACUGCCAAUGCCUGGAGCUGCUCAGAACCAACGCGCACGUGGAGACCCUCUAUCACGACAUCGCGCGCAUGGCCUUCCAGUUUUGCCUCGAGUACAAUCGUAAGACUGAAUUUCGUAAGCUGUGCGAGAAGCUGCGCAAGCACCUCGAGGAGAUAUGCAAGCUGCCGCCGCUCGUCUCGAACGUGUCCAUGAACAAGGCGGAGACGCAGCAGUUGAAUCUGGAGACCAGACUGAAUCAGCUGGACUCGGCGAUACAGAUGGAGCUGUGGCAGGAGGCGUUCAAGUCCUCGGAGGACGUUCACGGUAUGAUGAAUCUGUCCAAGAAGCUGCCGGUGCCGAAAACGAUGGCCAACUACUACCAGAAGCUGGCGAUGGUGUUCUGGAAGGCCGGCAAUUAUCUGUUUCACGCGGCCGCGCUGUUCAAGCUCUUGCAGCUGUCGCGCGAGAUGAAGAAGAACAUGUCGUCGGAGGAGCAGCAGCGAAUGGCGAACCGGGUGCUGCUGGCGACGCUGUCGAUACCGUUGCCGUCCGCGCAUCCCGAGUUCGAUCGCUUCAUCGAGACCGACAAGAGCCCGCUGGAGAAGGCGCAGAAACUCGCGACCCUCCUCGGCCUCUCGCAGCCGCCCACGCGCGUCUCCCUCCUCAAGGACAUCGUACGCUUGAACGUGGUCAGCCUCGCGUCGCCGCAGCUGCAGGAACUGUACUCGUGGCUGGAGGUGGAGUUCCAUCCGCUGGAGCUCUGCAGCAGAGUCGACUCCGUCAUUCAGACGUUGCAGGCGGACGAGAACAGCCCGCUGGCCCAGUACGUCCCGGCCUUGCAGGACGUCACCCUCGUGCGCCUCGUCCACCAGAUCUCCCAGGUUUAUCAGACCAUACAGUUCUCCAGGCUGCUGGAGCUCGCCAAGUUCACCACCGACUUUCACCUCGAGCGCCUCCUGGUCGACUGCGUGCGCUACAACGACAUGCAGAUCAGAAUAGACCACGGCAAGACGUGCGUCCACUUCGGGGUGGACCUCUCGGAGGCGCAGCGGGAGGACCACCCGGACGGGCCGGUGCUGCAGGCGAUGCCCUCCGAGCAGAUACGCUGCCAGCUGGUGAACAUGGCGACCGUGCUGCACCGCUCCAUCAACGUGAUUAAUCCCAACAAGAAGAAGCUCGAGCGCGAGAAGCUGCGCAACGCGAUGGUCGCGCACUACCACGAGACCAAGAUGAAGGAGCACCAGCGAAUACUGGGCAGGCACAAGAUCAUCGAGGAGCGGAAGGAGUACAUCGAGCACAUCAACACGGUCCGCGAGGAGGAGGAGAUGCGCCGGCAGGAGGAGCUCCAGCGGCAGCACAUGCUGGCCGAGCAGAAGCGGCUGGAGCAGGAGCGGGAGGAGCGCGAGCGCAAGCGCCAGCAGAGCGAGAUCCAGCAGAUCAAGGACCGCCAUCUCAAGGAGAAGAUGCAGCAGAUCUCGCAGACCAGCCACGGGCAGAAGGUGCUCAAGAAGCUGGACGAGGACGAGAUCAAGAAGCUGGACGCGGAGCAGAUCGCGGCGCGGGAGGCCGAGGAGCUGCAGAAGGAGCGCAGGGAGAUGCAGCAGAAGCUCAAGUCCCAGGAGAAGAAGGUCGACUACCUCGAGCGCGCCAAGCGGCUCGAGGAGAUCCCGCAGCUGGAGAAGGCCGUGCAGGACCGGAUGCAGCAGGCGAAGCAGCUCUGGCGGCAGCAGGAGGACGAGCGGAUCGCCGCCGCUGUCGAGGAGCGGUACGACGCUGUCGCGACCCAAGAGCGCCUGGCCCGCAUGAAGGAGGACCACGACAGCUUCCUGGCCAAGAUCUUGGCCGAGCGCCGGAGCAUAUACAUGGAGAAGCUCAAGGAAUUCGAGAAGCUGCUGAACGAGGAGCGCGCCAAGCGGAUGCUGAAGCGCAAGAUGGAGCGCAAGGCCGAGCGCAAGGCGAAAUGGGAGAAGGAGCGCGCGGAGGCCGCGGAACGAAGGCGACUCGAGGAGUUGCGUAUUAAACAGGAGGAGGAGAAGAAGCGUCUCGAGGAGGAGAGGGCCAAGCGGGAGGAGGAGGAGAGAGUCAGGCGGGCCGAGGAGGAGGCCAAAGAGGCCGAACGUUUGGCCAAGCUCAAGAAGCAGGCCGAGAUCAGUAGAGCCAAGGAAGCGGAGAUCGAGCGUAAAUUGGAGGAGGAGCGGCAGAGGGACAAAGAACUCACUUCCACGUGGCGUCGCGCGGACAGAGAGGAUCGCGACCGCGAUCGCGAUCGCGAGCGCGAUCGUGACCGCGACCGCGACCGCGAGCGCGAGGGUCCGAAAGCUUCGCUGGAGUCCUGGCGGCGUAAUCCUGACAAAGAGUCCGACGGGCUGAAAAACGACACGGAUCGCUGGAGGAAACGCGACGACAAGAUCGAGGACUCCGCGUGGAAGAAGAGGGAGCCGGAGCGUCGCGACGCGGACAAGUGGAGGAGAAACGACGACACGGACCGAUGGAAGAAGGACGGGCUGGAUAAAUGGAGGAAAGAUGAUAACUUUGAUAGGGACGAUUUAAGAGAUCGCGAUAGGCUGGAGAACCGUAGCUUCGACAAACGAGAUGAUCGCGAUCGCGACCGUGACCGCGAUCGUGGAAUAGAUCGGGGAGUACGCGAGAUUCCACGUGAUUCGUUGCGCGACGAUCGAGAUCGCGGCAGAAUGUCCGAUCGUCGUGGCGGCUAUCGCGACCGCCGUGACGAGCCGCCGCGGAACACCAACCAGGACUGGCGGAAACGCGACCCGCCUCAAGAUUCCCCGAGAGACCCACCACCCAAACAAGAUGAAGGUAAAGAUGACAGACUUCCGCCUAAAUCUGACGAGAGAAGGCGACCGUUAGAGGAUGAUGGCUGGUCGAAAGUCAGUCGGCGCUAACAUCAAAGCCUCAGUUAAUCGUGUAGCUUUAUAUAAGUUUAUUAUUCUCUAAGAACGAUAUAGAUUAUACAUUAAUAGACUUUUCAUCUAAUACGGAAGUCUGUCCAUUUUUAUUGUUUUUUUGCGCGAGGCUUUAUUCUUCCAGACAAGAAAAUGAGGGGGGGGGGAAUAGCUUUAGUGAAUAGUUGUACAGUGAGAUUUGAAAAAAGUAGAUAUUUUGAUUAGAUAUAAUAGAUUAUAUUCAUUGCUAAAACAAGAAAUGGCAAACUCACGUUUGAAAUAUCCGAUCCAAUAGAUUCCCCAAGUUGUUUGAAUAUUUUCAAUCGGUUUGCUAUUGUUUUUUUUUUAACGUAAUCGAUAAUCAUUUUAUUAUCAUAAUCAAAAUAUCUUCUUUCGAAAGACUAUAUGAUUAGAAAAAAUAUAGAUACAUCAAUAAAAUUCUCUUCUACUC
Vollenhovia emeryi is the source of this 3987-nucleotide messenger RNA. It is a transcript of the gene eIF3a, whose product is annotated as eukaryotic translation initiation factor 3 subunit A. Bases 180 to 3536 code for a protein of 1118 amino acids. Gene Ontology annotation, molecular function: translation initiation factor activity; mRNA binding. Lineage: Eukaryota; Metazoa; Arthropoda; Insecta; Hymenoptera; Formicidae. The transcript has 5 exons. Gene Ontology annotation, biological process: translation reinitiation; formation of cytoplasmic translation initiation complex. The record is from RefSeq and is a predicted model, not a curated record. Gene Ontology annotation, cellular component: eukaryotic translation initiation factor 3 complex, eIF3e; multi-eIF complex; eukaryotic translation initiation factor 3 complex, eIF3m.